AUGGCGGCGCCGGCGGCGGCGUUGAUGGAGAUGGACGAGCUCGUCGAAGAGUUCCUCCUCCGCCUCCCACCGGACGACCCCGCGAGCCUCGUCCGCGCCGCCCUCGUCUGCAAGCUGUGGCGCCGCAUCCUCGCCGGCCGUGGCUUCCGCCGCCGGUUCCGCGACUUCCACCGAAUGCCGCGGCUGUUGGGCGUUGUCCACUGCAGAGGACGCGCCGCUCCCCGCUUCGCGACCACCUCCGCCUUCCGCCCGCGCAACGCCCUCCGGUUGUGGUACGUGCAGGACUCCCACCACGGCCGCAUCCUCAGCGUCCACCCCUUGGAUGGCAGCGAGAUGGACGUCUGGGACCCCAUCACGGGAGAGAAGCUGCAGCUGUGCUCUGCACCUCCAGCUGGAACAGCUCCUGCGACCACAUCGACUGACGGCAGGCACUUCCUCGUUGUUUUCAUAAGCUCCUCCCCACAUCAUGGGGUAUAUGUCUAUGUCUACUCGUCGGAGGCUGGCUUCUGGGCGCUGACAGCCUCUGCUGCGCAGCACCCUGUGGACCCUUUCUAUUUCGAUCAAAAUGAGCGCAGCACCCUUGCUGGAAGUGCACUACACUUCAUGGUUGAGGUGAAAAGGAGGAAGACGAGAAUCUGCAAGUACAAUUUGGACACGCAAGAAAUCAGCCGGAUCAAACUACCACUUAGCUGCUCUUACCAGUACGUGGGGUGUCGAGUUCUGCUCACAAGUACACAAUAUGGUGGAUUGGGAUGUGCUAGAUUGGAGAAUUCAAGGCUCCACCUGUGGUCAAGGGAGGUUGGUUCCGACGGACUUUUGGUUUUGGAAUGGGCACAAACUAGAGUUGUUGAGCUCGAAACGAUGCUCCCUUCUAUUAACCCCCUUCUCUGUGGCUACCUUUGUCGAUGGAGUUGGAGUCUUCCUCGUGACUACAGCUGA
Messenger RNA from Miscanthus lutarioriparius, 939 nucleotides. The record is from the annotation of a GenBank genome assembly. Lineage: Eukaryota; Viridiplantae; Streptophyta; Magnoliopsida; Poales; Poaceae.